Molecule: messenger RNA, 789 nt
Organism: Candoia aspera
Lineage: Eukaryota; Metazoa; Chordata; Lepidosauria; Squamata; Candoiidae
Gene: CDC26
Product: cell division cycle 26
Exons: 2
Coding region: 44-301 (85 amino acids)
Biological process (GO): anaphase-promoting complex-dependent catabolic process; protein K11-linked ubiquitination; regulation of mitotic cell cycle
Cellular component (GO): anaphase-promoting complex
Source: RefSeq, a predicted model, not a curated record
GCGCAUGCGCGCCUGAGGAGCCGCGGAAGGGUCGGGUGGGACGAUGCUGCGGCGGAAGCCGACCCGGCUGGAGCUGAAGCUGGACGACAUCGAGGAGUUUGAGGGGGCCCGCAAGGAGCUGGAGACUCAUAAAAAGCAGCAUGAAGAGGUGGACAUGGUGGGAGCCAAUGAUGGCGAGGGGGCCCUGGCACUGAAUCCCGAUCACAAGAGCUGGGAGCAGGUGAUCCAUGACCGGAUUGGCUACAAACUGCAGCCUAAAACCAGCAACCGUUCAUCUCAGUUUGGGAACUUUGAAUUCUAGAGCGACGGGGGCGGGGGGGGACACACGACCCUCGUCAUGCCGCUGCCUCUGGGCGAAACACGUUUGUGGGGGAUUAUGCGGAGCUGAUUUAGGACAAGGACGGCACAGGGACUGCAAGGAUUUUAGAAGAUGAAAGCUUUGCUAUUCUCUAAGAAAGAGACUGGAUCCCUUUUUUCCCUCGAAGGCUGCUUUCGCACAACCUCCUGCCCUGUGUACCUUUAAUAACCUCCCGUUUGCAACAGAGGGCUUAAAUCUUACAACAGUAAUAGAAAAGGUGCUGGCCUGGCCUGGCCUCUGUGUGCAAAUGGUUUCAGAUUUCACUGUUAAUGCCGCUGGGAGUUUUGCAUGGUGUAGCCCUCCCCAAUCUGGAAAAGUUUUAUUUCUGCAGCACCGCCGGCCGGGGGAAAGCGGGGCAGAGCCUCCUCCCUCCAGUCACUUUAACAAGGAUGAACUUCCAGGCUCACCUCUUCCUAGACCUGCGUUUGCGG